Molecule: messenger RNA, 1125 nt
Organism: Radiomyces spectabilis
Lineage: Eukaryota; Fungi; Mucoromycota; Mucoromycetes; Mucorales; Radiomycetaceae
Product: HSF-type DNA-binding-domain-containing protein
Exons: 7
Coding region: 1-1125 (374 amino acids)
Biological process (GO): regulation of DNA-templated transcription
Molecular function (GO): sequence-specific DNA binding; DNA-binding transcription factor activity
Source: RefSeq, a predicted model, not a curated record
AUGGCUUCAGGAAGUAGUAUCUCUGGCUCCCCAAACAGCCAUCAUAGUAAUAACCCUGAUGAAGGCAGCAGUAGAAGGAUGCUUGAAGAUCCAGAUAUGCGACAUUUCAUAACAUGGUCAGGCAUGGGUGAUCUGUUCAGUGUAUCUAAUCCAACAGCAUUCUCAAAAAAAGUCUUGCCUCGUUAUUUCAAGCAUAAUAAUUGGCAAAGUUUUGUACGCCAAUUAAACAUGUAUGGUUUUCAUAAAGUCAACGAUAUGAUCCAUUCCAAUCUGACCAACGAAAACCAAACCUGGGAAUUUCGACAUCCUAAUUUUCGGAGAGGUCGUGUCGAUGACCUUCAAAAGAUCAAACGAAAAAGUCCCAAAGCACCUACUUCCUCCCCAGCACGUCAAGUACGAGUGCUCGAUCGAACCGAUUCCGAGGACGAUAUGUACAUGCCUUUACAAAAGCAACUCAACAACGUCGAAGAACGCGUUAUUGGCAUCUCUCAAGCUUGUCAAUUGUUAUACAGCGAAAUGAUCAACGUGAAACAAGCUUUGUCAGAACAACAGCAGAUGUUGAAAACGAUUGUCGAUUUGUUUAGUCACCAACGUCCCGCGGAAGUAGAUCCCUUGGUGAAGACUGAUCCACAAGCCACGUCCGAGGCCAAACUGAUGUCAACCGUACAAUGUCAGUCCCCCACGGCCUCACUAAGCGGAACCAGUUCUAUUUGGUCGCGUGUUCGUCAUGAAGGCCAGACUUCACAAACAUCUAAUUGUACUUCCAAGUCAUUUGAUUCACCAUUGCAACCUCCUCUGCCUUCCGUGGAUGUAGUGCGAUGGCGCGAUAACAUGGACGGAGUCGUGUCACGGACGUUAACGCCGCCAUCAGGCUAUCGCGGAACCGACGAUGGUCGCUUACACUUGCCUCACCCUAGCCAAACCGAAUUUCCACCGACCAUGACCCCAACAUCAGCUCAGACACCUGGAGUAGGGCAGUCAGAUCCGUCGAAAAGAACCCGCACCGCUUUGAUGAGUUUCGGCAAGCAAUCACAUCUACUUAAUCCACUCGAUGUUGAUGACAAUGAUUCAAGAAAGGAUAAAUAUACAAAACGACGUCGGAAAGAUCACGAAUAUAUCCCCUAA